AUGAUAGGUUCUGAAUACAAGAGGGAGUGGCACCACCACCUAAGAAGCGCACUAUGGGCAAACCGCAUAACACCCAAACAGAUUCUAAAAAACUCCCUGUACAAGCUAGUAUAUGGGAAAUAUGCACUUUUCCCCAUGUCACUAGAGAUCCCGACGUUGCAAUUGCUAGAAUCAAUGGAAGUUGCCAAAAAUGGCCCCAUGGCCGUAAGGUUGGUAGAGAUUAUGGAGCUAGAAGAAGCGAGGGAGGCAGCUUUCAUGGCUCUCCAAGACAGACAGGAAGUCAUCAAAAGAUGGUUUGACGGUAAAAAGAGUUCUAAUCUAAUUUUUGCCCUCAGAGACCUCGUAUUGAAAUAUAACGAGAGGAUGGCGAAACCUGGUCAGCACGCCAAGUUCGACUGCCUAUGGGAGGGACCUUUCCGCAUUAUAGGUUGCAAAGGUUUCAAUGCUUUCGAGUUAGAAGACAUGAAUGGGGACCCCCUCCCCAUCCCGUUAGAAUCAAGCAAGCAGAUAGAGAAAGAAGAGAAAACAGAUAAAGGAGAAAAGCAAAAAUCGAUUAUAUUAAGAGCUUCUUAUAUUUUCGUUACAAAAUGA
Messenger RNA from Cryptomeria japonica (Japanese cedar), 591 nucleotides. RefSeq lists its product as uncharacterized. Bases 1 to 591 code for a protein of 196 amino acids. The record is from RefSeq and is a predicted model, not a curated record. The transcript has 2 exons. NCBI's taxonomy places the organism in Eukaryota, Viridiplantae, Streptophyta, Pinopsida, Cupressales, Cupressaceae.